Messenger RNA from Pyricularia pennisetigena, 234 nucleotides. RefSeq lists its product as uncharacterized. Bases 1 to 234 code for a protein of 77 amino acids. NCBI's taxonomy places the organism in Eukaryota, Fungi, Ascomycota, Sordariomycetes, Magnaporthales, Pyriculariaceae. The record is from RefSeq and is a predicted model, not a curated record. The transcript is spliced from 2 exons.
AUGGUGUUGGUUGCCGUCGGCGAGAGACAGCCCGAGUGCCGCCAUAUAAUUCCCAUGGUACACCGCCAAGUGCUCAUGAGAUUCUGGCUUGCUCCAGUCACAAUAUUCGAGGGACCCCGGACAACCAGCCAGCCCAAGUGGGCCACAGCUUUGCCUGAAGCGAACGUUUGCUCGAGAUCUGCUGAGUUGACAUUGGUACAUUGGUUAAUCCAGCUUACCAUUGGGGUCGACUGA